Molecule: messenger RNA, 960 nt
Organism: Galendromus occidentalis (western predatory mite)
Lineage: Eukaryota; Metazoa; Arthropoda; Arachnida; Mesostigmata; Phytoseiidae
Product: doublesex- and mab-3-related transcription factor 3a-like
Exons: 3
Coding region: 1-960 (319 amino acids)
Biological process (GO): regulation of transcription by RNA polymerase II; sex differentiation
Cellular component (GO): nucleus
Molecular function (GO): RNA polymerase II cis-regulatory region sequence-specific DNA binding; DNA-binding transcription factor activity, RNA polymerase II-specific
Source: RefSeq, a predicted model, not a curated record
AUGGCCGACGCAGACGCGAUCCGAUCUGGAGGAGCCACGACACCGCCUGGCGAGAAAGGGGUCCGACGUCCGAAGUGCGCCCGUUGCAGAAACCACGGAGUCAUAUCUUGGCUCAAGGGACAUUCGCGGCAUUGUCAAUUCAGGGACUGCGCUUGUGCGAAGUGCAAUCUCAUAGCGGAGCGCCAGAGGAUCAUGGCUGCGCAAGUUGCUCUGAAAAGACAACAGGCCGCGGAAGACGCCAUAGCUUUGGGUCUUCGUGCGGUCGCUACCGGCUCUAGCUUGGAAUAUCUCCCACCAGGACCCAUAUUCGGACUUCCGCUGGCGGCGAACGCAGUUUCUGCCAAGAAAGCUCAAAUGCAGCAACAGAGAAGGAAAACGUUGGAGGGUGAAGACGGAGCGACGACGACGGCGGAAUCUGUGAAGUCCGACACCGAAUCAGAGUGCACCGUAUCCGACACCGAAUCGAAGCGGGCGAGGCUGUCUGACACCCAGAGCCCACCGGUCGCCAGCUCGUCGUCGCCCCCACCUUCACUGCACGUAGAUUCGACAACACCUCAGAUCGGCGACCAACUAGCCAUUCUGCAACGGCUGAUCCCCCAUCAGAAACCCACCUCCCUGCAGCUGCUCCUGCAGAGUUUCAACAACGAUCUAGGGAAAGCACUGGAGUAUAUAUGGAAAUGUGAAAGUUCACUUCAAGUGCCACUGACUGAAGAAGUCCAGAACAGCACAUCUUCAUCACGGAGUGCUUUCCGGCCGCUGUGGAAUCCUCUCCUGCCUCGACUAGAGCUCCAAUCGUACCCAAUUUUCCCCUCCGGACUGACGUAUCUGAACUGUCCGCCCGGCUGUUCACAAUGCCCCCCGCCAUUUUUCCCCUUGCUAACACCCCCCGUUCCGAACAUGGACGUCGAUAAGUGGUCUUCGGCUGAGAACGCGGUCAAGAGAGACCCGUCGUCGGACUAA